AUGUAAACUUGGGAUUCUGAAUUACCAUAGACUAUGCAAUAAAAAUUGAGUUUAUUAUUAGAAUAACGUCAAAAUCUGAAACAAUAGGAGAAUCAAUUGAAAUAAAAGGACUUACUAUUUGCUCAUAAGAAAUCAUUAUCCAGAUUGCAAAAUCAAAAUUAACAGACAGUUGAAACCCUUCUAGAGAAUGAGAAGACUGAAUUAAUUGACAUUUUAGAUUAAGAGUUGAUCACCUAAAAUUAAAGAAGAUAUUCAUCAAGAAGAAUGCCUACUUUAGAAUAAUCAGCAAUAUCAUUUUAAGAGCAAUCGGCUGUAUUUCACAAAUCAAAUAAAACUAAUAGAUCAGCAUCAACCAAUUUAUCAUAUUUUAAUACUUAAUCACCUUAAAGAUUAUCAAAAUUUAAAGUUGACAAUAAUACAAGUCGAAUUCAAGAUCAAGAUUAAACCAUUAAACAACUCUAAUCUCUAGUUGCAGAACAACAAGAAAAGUCCCUCAUUCAAAAUCAAGAGAUUUAAAUGUUGAAAGAAAAAAACUAAACAUUGACAAGAUAGUUGGAAAUAAGUGAAAAAAAUUUCAUAAAAUUUUAAAAAUAAACUGAUUUAUUUAAAGAAAAUUUGGUCGAGAAAUUGAAGUCUUAUGCUCAAAAAUUAGAAGUGUUAAAUGAGAAUGAAGAAAAAAUUCUAAUGAUGCAGAAGGAGAAUGCAAGAUUGAAAUAGGAAAAGGAGGAGUUACUCUUUCUGAUGAGGAAUAACAACACUGGAGCUCGAAAAUGA
Messenger RNA from Paramecium tetraurelia, 774 nucleotides. RefSeq lists its product as uncharacterized. Lineage: Eukaryota; Ciliophora; Oligohymenophorea; Peniculida; Parameciidae. The transcript has a single exon. The record is from RefSeq and is a predicted model, not a curated record.